This is a messenger RNA of Balaenoptera musculus (blue whale), 1308 nucleotides long. RefSeq names its product hepatitis A virus cellular receptor 2 (gene HAVCR2). The record is from RefSeq and is a predicted model, not a curated record. Bases 80 to 922 code for a protein of 280 amino acids. The transcript is spliced from 8 exons. Lineage: Eukaryota; Metazoa; Chordata; Mammalia; Artiodactyla; Balaenopteridae.
CUGGAAGAGGAGGUAGGAAGUUGGGUCUCGGCGGUGGUGGCGAAGGCAGCUACCAGUGUAAACCCGGGGCUGAGAACCCAUGUUUUCACAUUUUUCCUUUGACUGUGUCCUGCUUUUGCUGCUACUACUUACAAGGUCUUCGGAAGGAGUAUACGUGUCUGAGGUGGGUCAGAAUGCUGAUCUGCCCUGCACCUACUCUCCAACCACCCCUGAGAAUCUCGUGCCUGUGUGCUGGGGCAAGGGAUCCUGCCCUGUAUUUGAAUGUCACAGUUUGGUACUCAGCACUGAUGGAAGGAACUUGAGCUAUCGGACAUCCAGCAGAUACCUACUAAAGAGGAAUUUCCGCAAAGGAGACGUGACCUUGACCAUAAAGAAUGUAACUUUAGCUGACAGUGGGACCUAUUGCUGCCGGAUCCAAUUCCCGGGCCCAAUGAAUGAUCAAAAAUCAAACCUGGAGUUGGUCAUCAAACCAGCCAAGGUCACCCCUGCUCAGACUCCGUGGAGGGACAUCACUACAGCCUUUCCAAGGACACUCCCCACCGAGGGACCGGGCUCAGAGACACAGACACUGGAGACCCUCCAUGAUAAAAAUCAAACAGAAGUAUCCACACUGGCUAAUGAGUUACAAGACCUGGGCGCCACCACCAGAAUAGGCCUCUACAUCGGAGCAGGGGUUUCUGCUGGGCUGGCUCUCGUUCUUAUCUCUGGUGCUUUAAUUCUCAAAUGGUAUUCUGAUAGCAAAGAGAAGAUACACAAUUUAAGCCUCAUCACUUUGGCCAACCUCCCUCCCUCGGGGUUAGUGAAUACAGCAGGAGAGGGGACGCAUGCAGAGGAAAACAUCUAUAUCAUUGAGGAGAACGUAUAUGAAAUGGAGGAUCCAUACGAGUAUUACUGCUCCGUCAGCAGUGGGCAGCAGUCCUGACAACCCCUGGGCUGUUGUCUUUCAACGCCACCGGAUUCACCACUUCCUUUUGGGGUUUGGUGUUAUCCUCUUUGAAAACUAUGAGAUGGCUCACCUGACUGGUUUUAGAGGUUCUGUCCUUGGCCACCGAGCAGAGUUUUUCCAUGUUCUAAAGAUAAGUAGCUCACCCGAGGAUUGAACUGGGACCAGCAUUGUACUUAGACAGGCACAACAUUACCUCUGUGUUCCCGCCACCCAACUCGGAGACUGCUAAUCAGGGCAUUAGAGCUCAAAUGGGCUUUUAUAGAGAGUAGGAAUUCUUAAUAUGGGGUCUCUGGAAUUCCAGAUAUUCAGUUAUAUGGUGUGUCCAUGAAGCUCCUGAAAAUACAGGGGAAAUUAUGUGCUGA